AUGGAGCUGAAGGACCUUUUGGACCAGCGGGGUGAUCCUGGUCACCACCCUAGGGGUCCCUACACUUCACAGAGGACAUGUGGCACUGCUGUGACACACGACGAAUCCAAAAGUGGCACACUCAAGAUGGCUGAGGCCAAAUGUCUCCUGAUAUACCAGGGAGAAAGGUCCCAAGCUGAAGCCAAGCUGGAUACCCUCUUUGAGGCCUUCUGGUGGAAGUUGAUGAAGAAGCUGAUCCUACCUGCUCCUGUGGUUGGUGUUGCAACUUCUG
Messenger RNA from Pelobates cultripes (western spadefoot toad), 271 nucleotides. The record is from the annotation of a GenBank genome assembly. NCBI's taxonomy places the organism in Eukaryota, Metazoa, Chordata, Amphibia, Anura, Pelobatidae.